Messenger RNA from Mesorhabditis belari, 741 nucleotides. The record is from the annotation of a GenBank genome assembly. Lineage: Eukaryota; Metazoa; Nematoda; Chromadorea; Rhabditida; Rhabditidae.
AUGUCUCGAUUGGUGAGAUGGCUGAAGCGGCAAGCAGACCACAAUGCCGUCUCCUAUUCGCGAUUCGGAUUGCCAGGAGAGGAAACCGAUGAUCGACCACCGCCAUCUGAGAUCCAUGUGGCUCCGUUCGAUGAGACGGCCAAAGAGUUUAUGCUCUGUGGCGUCCAUUCUCAGCGAAUGGCUUUGAUGUCGUCAGGCGUUGGAAUGGCCAUGACACUUUUCGUCUUUGUUUCGAUUUUCUUCGAAUUCGACUGGUAUCACCACGAAAAGGGUGUUGAUGUAGCUACAUUGGGAUUUCUUGUGAUAUUCUUUUUGAUGGGAAUGCUGAUACACUAUCAGGUGAUCGUUGGAGUCAGAAAUGGAUCCGCGAAACUGCUGAUUCCUUUUCUCAUCGUCUACCUAAUGCUCGUUUCAUCGGAAGCGCUUAUGUGCAUGUUCAUGAUAAUCCACCUUCUCACUGGUGCCACAACUAUGCAAAUUGAUGGAGUCCAGGCAACCACAAAUGUCUUCAUUUUCGCCCUUAUCUUUUACGGAGUCUUGAUCGCUUUUCAAGGAAUGAUGCUCGAAUCAGUCAGUCGUUGUCGUCAAUAUCUGUCAAAGAAGCAAAUUCACGUGCUUGAGCUUCAAAUCGCCGGGAAUAGCAAGAGCCGAAACCCGGGACUCGAAAGUGGUUUUGGGAAACUCGGAGCCGACCACCAAUGUCGGAGUGGCCAAUGGAGUCAUCGGCUCACCGCCUGCAUG